AAAAAAAGCCAUUUUCUGGCGCUGCUGCAAAUUCGGUGUCCAAGUCCCACAAAAUAAUUUACCUGGAUCCUCGCUGGGGAGGAGAGGCGGAAACUUUGAUGUCUAAUCAGAUCGGUCCUCAUGGAUAACAUGCAGCCCAACCGGAUUAAGAUCUCGGAUGUGAACCCUCACCUCACGUGCCCGCUGUGCGCCGGCUACCUGAUCGAUGCCACGACCAUCGUAGAGUGCCUGCACUCCUUUUGUAAAACUUGCAUCGUCGCCUUCCUGGAGACCAAUAAGUUCUGCCCUCGAUGUGACGUUCAGGUGCACAAGACAUGUCCGCAGCUCAGCAUCAGGGCCGACAAAACUCUCCAAGAUAUCGUCUAUAAACUGGUUCCCGGGUUGUUCAAAGAUGAGAUGAAGCGGAGGCGGGACUUCUACGCCGAGAACCGCGUGCUGGAGCCGGGGGAAGUGGUGGAGACGUUCAACAUCGCAGAGGACGAGAUCAUCAGUCUGUCCAUCCAGUUCUACGAGAGGAACAAAAAUAAUGAGAGGCAGCAUUCCGAGUUGGAAGGAGACAAGGCCAACGGGAAGCGCUUCCUGCAGUGCCCGGCGGCCAUGUCCGUCAUGCACCUGGCCAAGUUCCUCCGAAGCAAGAUGGACAUCCCCAACAGCUACCGGGUGGAGGUGCUGUAUGGAGACGAGCCCCUGAAGGACUACUACACCCUCAUGGACAUCGCCUACUUCUACGAGUGGAGACGAACCGGACCCAUCCCCCUGCAGUACCUCGUCAAGCCCACCAGGAAGCGCCGGCGGGCGCCGCAGUCCGCCGCCCAGGGCCACUCCGACGGCGUGAACACCAGCCCCACGUCGGAGAGCGACUCCCAGAGCGACAAGGUCCACAGUCCGGCCGCGGCCCCGCCCCCCCGGGCCUCCUCGCAGUCCGGCCCCGCCUCCCACAACCUCUCCGCCGCCGCCGCCGCCGGCGUCCAGAGCUCCAACGGCACCGCCGUGGCCACCAACAACACUCAGCGGCACGCCGCCGCCGCCGCCUCCAAACAGGGCGCUCGCAAGGUGACUGUCAACGGCACGGGCGCCAAAGAGGAGGCGGGGGCGAGGGGGGGCGACAAAAGCGGCGUCCCUCCGACGACCUAACGUGGGCGGCGCCGGGCGGCGGCGGCGGGGGGGAGGACAGUGUGUGGAUUGCUCCCUUCUUUUUUUCUUCUUUCUGAACGGAGAGAAACGACGCGCCGGACUAACGGGAGGCAGAUCACUGUCAUCGCCUCCCAGUGGUGAAGGACUGAAGUGCAGCCAAACAGACACUUGUAUGUAUGUGCGUGUGCGUGUGCGUGUUUAUGUGUGUUAGACUAGAGCAGUGCACACAUACAAACUUGUACAGUAUGUAUCAAAUGUGAGCAUGUGUGCGUACAUAUGUAUAAACUUAUCUUUUAUACAAGAUACCGUAAUCGUUUUGUAUCGUAGACGCGGCGGUCCGUUUCAUUUCACGCUGCAUCCGCGCCGAUUGGUUUCCAUAGCAACGAGGCGCGGUGCCGCGUCCGUUAAAGUGCCGAUGCACUCUGUCCUCGUCUCAGUCCCGUCAGUAUUGUCCAGCAGCGUCUCGUUCUCACGGCGCCGCGAGGCCAUCUUGGUUGUUUUUCUCUCACGGCGAUCCAAGAGCUCAAAAAGGGCUUUUUGUUUGUUUUUUGGGUUGCCAUGUUUGUUGUAGUUCCAUAAAUUUCAACAUUCCUUUUUUUCUUUUUCAACAAACAAUUAUACUUUUUUUUUCUUUUUUCAGCCAUAUGUGCAUGUUUUAGGUCAAUAAAAAUGUUUACUUACUAGGUA
Messenger RNA from Pseudoliparis swirei, 1821 nucleotides. Its product is annotated as polycomb group RING finger protein 2-like. Lineage: Eukaryota; Metazoa; Chordata; Actinopteri; Perciformes; Liparidae. The record is from RefSeq and is a predicted model, not a curated record. Bases 121 to 1134 code for a protein of 337 amino acids. Gene Ontology annotation, biological process: negative regulation of transcription by RNA polymerase II. Gene Ontology annotation, molecular function: promoter-specific chromatin binding; metal ion binding. The transcript is spliced from 9 exons. Gene Ontology annotation, cellular component: PRC1 complex.